Messenger RNA from Lichtheimia ornata, 1965 nucleotides. RefSeq lists its product as uncharacterized. The record is from RefSeq and is a predicted model, not a curated record. Lineage: Eukaryota; Fungi; Mucoromycota; Mucoromycetes; Mucorales; Lichtheimiaceae. Bases 1 to 1965 code for a protein of 654 amino acids. Gene Ontology annotation, cellular component: nucleus. The transcript has 4 exons. Gene Ontology annotation, biological process: DNA-templated transcription; regulation of DNA-templated transcription. Gene Ontology annotation, molecular function: DNA-binding transcription factor activity, RNA polymerase II-specific; zinc ion binding; DNA binding.
AUGCCUCCAAAACGUCCUCGUCAACCAGACAAUGAUAUUGAACCCACAACUAUCGUUCGUUCCAGCCGUGAAUCCAAAAAAUGCAACGAAUGCCGACGCCGUCAUGUCAAAUGCGAUGAACAACGACCGAAAUGCGGCAAUUGCGUAAAGUCCAAUGCAGAAUGCAGCUAUUCACAUAGCGGCAUGCGUUACGACCAUAUUUCAGACCGUCAAAAACGCGACGACAUGUACACUGAAAUCGAUGAUAUAUCCAAACGUGUUGAAGGAUUGCUGGCCGAGGCACAAAGUGAGCCGACCCACGAUGAUGUAGCAAGAUUGGCAUUGGAUUAUGGAUGGCAAGUGACGCUCACAUCAGGAGGACGCAAAUGCAUUUCUACAAACAUCAGCACUAUUGGACAACUGGCAACAAUUGUACCUGAAGCAUUGGGCAACGUUUAUGGAACGAGCAAUAUCAACAACAGCAGCACUCCCGUUUCCAUGCAACAACAGAAACCAUCACCUAUCACUAGUAGCUGCAGCAACCCUGAGAGUGAUGUCGUUCAUUUGCCGGUGCGUACCUCUUUACAGCAAUACAUGCAACCUUAUGAUCUUCAACCCACAAUAUCCACUUGUCCAUGCAUGUUGACUUUUAUCAUAUCGCCAUCACUCUUAUUGAGUGCAUCCAAUGAUCCAGAACUCUUAGCUCUCGGUGCCACUAUUCAUAGCGAUGCAUCACUUUAUUGCUGCAUACACAAUCCUCAGAGUCCUUUUAUCCCUGAUUCUUUUUCAACCAUACAAUCCACCGUUUCCUUGCCACAACUCACGAGAUUCAGCGACUGCACGCUUUCGAAUGUGUACUGGAAUUUGAUAAAGACAGCACGACUUUUUGACGAAUCACAAUUCAAUCAAGCUUAUAUCAACAUUGGAUCCACCAUCACAAAAGCAUUAUCACUAGAGCUGCACAAACCAACCACUGCUUUCGAUCCAACCUCCAUUGAAGCUGAAAUACGCAGACGUAUCUUUUGGGCCUUGUGGCUCCUUGAUACACAAAUACCACUCUUACUUGAACGACGUACAACCAUCCAGCUCGACAGCAUUGAGAUUGAACGGCCCAUGACAUGGAGUGGAAUGACGGAUGAAGAUAGGGGAUACACCGAAUGUUUACAAUACCUUAUUGAUGUACGAUGGCUACGUAUGAAGAUUGAGCAAAACAUUCAAAGCAUGAUGGAUGAAAAGGAUGAGCACAAGUUGCUUAAUAUGGUGAUCCAACAAGUACGACAACUAAGACGCUUUUAUGAACGUGUGGAUGACAAGUACAAUGUCGAAAUGAUCAAUAGCACCGAUACAUGUACCCAAUGGCAGAGACGAUGCCUGUUUAUCCUGUUGCUCGAGUAUGCAUUGAAUUGGCUGGUGCUCUUUGAUCGUUUCUUACCAGCCGUCCCUGAUCCAACAAAUGUAUCCGGCAAACGAUUCCCUGACAACCUUGCAGUAUCCAUGUGCCGUCAAGCUGCCGAUCUCAUGACGUUUGUCUUUGAAAAAUGGGUGUGGGACACCUAUGAUUGUCAAUUUCGUCUCUUUUUCAAUCAUCUUUGCAACUCAGUGUCAGUACACAAGUAUUUAUGCCGUUGCCCUGGCGUCUCGACUGUACAUAAGUGGAAAGCAUACGCAUCAUUGCAAUUCAUCUACAACCUCGUUGUUCGCAUACCCGACAUGCACAAUUGUACCAUAGCCAAGAAGCUCAUGGAGGAUAUUGCCUAUGCCUUGGAAGACUUACGUGAUGUGGCCGAAAUUGACUGGAGCCCGAAUGAGGACUUGAACGUGAUUGAAAGCAUCACCAAAUACUUUUCAGAAUGGAAACCUUCCUAUGACCCGUUACCCCCUUACGAUAGCAUCAACAUUUUCGCAAAAGAAUCGGCUACCAUGAUCACUAUCAUAGAGAUGCGCAAAAAAGCAGCUCAGGAUAUGGCUCUUGUACCUGCUGUAUAA